Molecule: messenger RNA, 824 nt
Organism: Tachysurus fulvidraco (yellow catfish)
Lineage: Eukaryota; Metazoa; Chordata; Actinopteri; Siluriformes; Bagridae
Exons: 6
Coding region: 16-774 (252 amino acids)
Biological process (GO): T cell costimulation; cellular response to lipopolysaccharide; cell surface receptor signaling pathway
Cellular component (GO): external side of plasma membrane
Source: RefSeq, a predicted model, not a curated record
UAACAUCAAUACAAUAUGUUGAUGUUAGUUCAUUCUCCAGGUUGCAGACUGAAUCAACAGACAGUGGAUGUGACUGGAAUCGUGGGACAGUCUGUCCUUCUGCCCUGCUCCUGCUCUGAACUACAAGCCAAACCACACACUUUCAGAUGGAGCUUUUAUAAAGGAUCUGAUGUCAUAAAUAUCUUCCCAAAGGAGCAGACAAAUUACACAGACAGAGUUCAGGUCUUUAAUGUUCAUCCUCCAGGAAAUCUCUCUCUACUCAUAUCACACCUGACUGUAGAGGAUGGAGGAUGGUACAGGUGUGAGAUCAACAACAAAAUCAGUACAGACAUCAAACUCACAGUAAAAGGGGCACCAACAAGACCUUCAUCAUCCACACCAGUGAUCACAACAACUUCACCUCAUUCCAGACCAGGGAUAAACUCUCAAAACAAUAAUCAUCUGUCAGAUCCUCUCAAUACCACCAUCAUCAUCUGUACUGCUGUUGGGGUUUUGCUGCUGCUGCUGAUACUUGGGUUGGUCAUCUUCUGGAAACACAGAGUACAGAGACGAGGACAGAUCGAGAUUAAUGAUGGACAAGCAGGACAGAAGAAGGAGCAGAAUGAUUCUGAUGCUCUGUACACCACCAUGGAUCCAAAAACUAAACACAACAAAGAAGAAGAACAGGAUGGUUUGCUGUACUCGACUGUAGUCCACAGUAACACUGUGAGAGCAGCACACACUCCUGUGGCAUCAGAAGAAGUUACAGUAUACGCCAGCAUCAAAACUAACUAACACACACACACACACACACACACACACACACACACACACACACACACACA